This is a messenger RNA of Pseudo-nitzschia multistriata, 1134 nucleotides long. NCBI's taxonomy places the organism in Eukaryota, Bacillariophyta, Bacillariophyceae, Bacillariales, Bacillariaceae. The record is from the annotation of a GenBank genome assembly.
GCUUUCUCCGCGAUCAUUGGACGUUCUUGGAGAAUCUGUUCUAUCCCAACUACCUAUUGGCUUCUAUGAUUCCAUGCAGGUAUGGCAAAAUUCUUCCCCCGCUGCACUGACGUUCACUUCAAACGAUCUAGAUCCUGAUCACACCGAAAAACAAUACCUCGGAGGUUGUUGCGAAGAUCAGGCAUUAGUUUCUGCACUUUAUGAGGAGAUUCAAGGAUCAACUGAAAUAUUUUUGAACACCAGCUUGGACUCAUUUGAUACCGGUGACUCGAAUAACUUAGCUACUGUGAAGACCAAACAAGGAGACGAAUUCAAAACCGCUUUGUUAGUUGGUGCGGAUGGAGGUAACUCUUGGGUGAGAAGAACGGCAGGAGUUUCAAGAAUAGGAGGAGACUAUGACCAACAUGCUCUUACAUUUACCGUUGCUCUCGAGAAUCCGACGUCGAUGAACGGGCGAGCAUUUCAACGCUACCUUUCCGAUGGUGGUCCAUUGGCAUUACUUCCCACUUAUUCUGCAAAUCAUGCUGUAAUCGUGUGGAGCACAUCGCCAGGAAACAUAGCGCGAUGGAAAAACGCUUCAGAGGAGGAUUUGGUUCAGCAUUUGAAUGAUUGCCUGCUUGAGGGACCGCAACGCAUUCCAUCUUUGAUAGAAGAGGUGGAGAAUUCGAAAUUUUCAAAUGAAAAUAGCGUACUCUCAAAUAUUUUAUAUGGAGCGGAGCGAGUACUGGAUACCGUUCAUUAUGGCCUUGCGAUGGCGUCACAGCAAUCGCAGUCUUCGUUUCGGGUUCCACCAACAAUAUCAACUAUUGCAUCUCCCAAAUUUACGUUUCCACUCUCCUGUUAUAACGCCACCACAUUUGUUAAAGAGCGCGUUGCACUUGUUGGCGAUGCUGCUCACACUGUACAUCCCAUGGCUGGUAAGUCAUUUUGAUUUCCUACACGGAGAACUCGCGUGAACGCUGUCCUUAUUCUGUUCGGUUCGAAUAUCAUCUCAUAAGCGCUGCUUUUGCAACAGGUCAAGGCUUAAACCUAGGACUUGGAGACGUUGACGUAUUAGUUUCAUGCCUCAAAAAGGCAAACGAUGCAGGAAUGGACCUAUCUUCAUUCCUCAAUGAAUAUAAUUCAAAUCGCCAU